Messenger RNA from Drosophila innubila, 1376 nucleotides. Its product is annotated as lysM and putative peptidoglycan-binding domain-containing protein 4. The record is from RefSeq and is a predicted model, not a curated record. The transcript has 3 exons. The coding region runs from base 214 to 1014 and encodes 266 amino acids. NCBI's taxonomy places the organism in Eukaryota, Metazoa, Arthropoda, Insecta, Diptera, Drosophilidae.
GGGUGUUUCCAGUUCACAAAUUCGUCAGCUUUAGACGUGGGUUUGUUUUGUUUGUUUUCCUCUACAAAUUUCACGUAAAUACACGCUUUUUAAGAGCGUCGCUUAUGAAUAUCAAAUCACCUGCUGUGUGUGCCAGGUGACAUUAAGUGCAGUGCCAACGGAGACGCAUUCGUCUAAAAAAUAUCGAGGCAAACCAAAAAAUUAAUAAACAAAAUGCGUCGAAAUGUGCGACACCAGGAGCACAACUGGGAGGAUGGCAUGGAUGAUAUGUUCGCCAGGCCCGUCCACGACGAGAAUGAAUAUGUGGAUCUGGUGCAGAUCUCCAACAGAUCCAGCAACGGCCACGCUAAACUGAACACCCUGGAGGUGAAAGUGCAGGAGGGCGAUACGUUGCAGGCACUGGCACUUCGGUUCCAUUGCUCCGUGGCAGACAUCAAGCGCUUAAAUAAGAUUGACCGUGAGAAUGAGAUUCACGCACGUCGAAUUAUUCGGAUUCCAGUCACAGUGCACAAUGUUUUAUUGGGUAGCAAGGAUCCCGAUGCAUUGCCCGCCAUCCACCGUAGUGGCAACAACAGUCCUAGGCACAAUUUGGAGAAGGAGCCGGAAAUUGAGCGGAAUCCUCUGGAAGAUGCACGUUUAAUGCUGGACGAGCGACUGUUGGUGGCUGCAGUAAAUGCUUCGGUUGCGGUAGCUGGUGAGGAUCAGCCCGCAACAAGAAGAGAUGCAAGUAAAUUCUAUGAUGGCUCUCAUGGCUAUCCAGACGAUGAGAGCAAAAUGGAGCAUCCUUUGGACGACAAUGCAGCCUUGCUGGACGACAUGCUGAUAGACAGGCAUGCGCCAAGGGUUCGGCCCAUACCAGGUCCAUCGUUGCGGGCAAUUGAUUGGUCUGGUUCGGAUUGCGACAUGUCCUGGAUAUGCCUGCUGAUCUUUAUUCUUGCACUCUGUGUUGUUAUACCAUUGGUCUAUGUCAUCUAUCUGGCGGAGCAUCCACAUCACACCCACAGCUCUCCCUAGUUGCUGAUGUGAUCAUCAUUCCAAAUGUGCUAAUUGAAAUGAUAUGAUAGGAAACCACAACUCCACAACCACACACACUCUCUUUGCUCCAAAAAAACGCAUUUUGAAUGCAAUUGAGAGCAGUAGAAUUUAUUUUUUAUAUAAAUAUACAUGAAUAGAAAUAAAAUACCAAUUGUGACUUGUACAAAUCUAAUAAUAGACAUGAAAGAAUAUUUAAAUUAUUUAUUAAUGUCCCCACUUUCAAAAUUGUGUUAACUUGAAAAUCAUUGAAAUUAUUUAACGAAACCAAACUAAUCUCAACUGGCAGCCCUAUAGACAGUUAGAACCAUGUAAUAAAGCUGUGAACAGGUAAAAAUAAAUAG